CAAUAUAAAUGUCAUUUUCAAAAUUCAACUUUUCAUUCUAAACGUCAUUUUUUCCGGUAACCAAGAAUCACCUAAAGAAACAUAAAUGACAGCGGGAACUCCACCGCCACCGGCAUCGUCCAAACCCGAAGACGACCCGGACCAAACAAGUCGGUCCGCCACCAUUCCCAACCAAAUUCCCACCAUCACCGGCCUCGCUCAUCGGAAAAAAGGGACCAGCGUCCGCUCAUGGCUUGUACUGGACUCGACGGCCCAGACCAUGACAGUGGAGGCCGGAAAGCACUCCAUCAUGCGACGCACGGGUUUACCCGGUCGAGAUCUUCGGAUCUUGGACCCGCUUCUUUCGUACCCGUCGACGGUCCUGGGUCGAGAAAGGGCCAUCGUGAUUAACUUGGAGCACAUAAAGGCAAUCAUCACGGCUCAGGAGGUUCUGCUCUUGAAUUCCAAGGAUCCUUCCGUUACGCCGUUUGUUAAUGAAUUGCAGAGAAGGAUUCAGUUGCAUUAUCAAGCAAAUCAAUCCAAGGAGAGUGCUAUUGAUGAGAGCAACUGCAUAAUUCGAACAACAUCCCAAAAUUUGUUACCGAGGAUUUCACAGCUCCAGAAUCAGAAUGAGGAAGGCAAAGCAGAAGAGAAUCAGGAAGGGAAAACGAUUCUCCCAUUUGAGUUCGUUGCAUUGGAGGCCUGCCUUGAAGCUGCUUGUGGAUGCUUAGAAUCUGAAACAACAACAUUGGAGCAAGAGGCUCAUCCUGCUUUGGAUAGAUUGACCUCCAAAAUUAGUACUCUCAAUUUGGAGCGUGUUCGCCAAAUUAAAAGCCGGCUAGUUGCAAUUACUGGGCGUGUGCAAAAGGUAAGGGAUGAGUUAGAGCACUUGCUAGACGAUGAUGAUGAUAUGGCUGAUAUGUAUUUAACAGAGAAGCAACAAAUCCAGAACUCUUCAACUGCUUCUCUGAAUGAAAGAGAUGAAUUAGAUGAACAAGAAGAAGAAGUUGUUGAACCAGACAAUGAUGACAGCACACCUGCUGAAGCCCCUUUGACACCCUGCCACGAAGGUGAUUACACCAGAGAUUCCGACAAACCCCACAAUCAUUCAUUUGAUGCUGCUACCGGCAGAGGCAGCCAUGGAAGUCGAUCGAGUUCCGGUCAUAGUUUUAUCGGAAAAAACCUUAAUGUACAGGAGUUAGAAAUGCUCUUGGAAGCUUACUUUGUACAAGCUGAUGGAACACUCAACAAGCUCUCCACGCUGAGGGAAUAUGUGGAUGACACAGAGGACUACAUAAACAUAAUGCUGGAUGACAAACAGAACCAUCUUCUGCGAAUGGGAGUGAUGCUAUCGACAGCAACUCUAGUGAUCAGUGGUUUCGUCGUGGUCGCCGGUAUAUUUGGCAUGAACAUUCAUAUCGAACUAUUUGACGAUGAUAAAGCAGGGAUGCCAGAGUUUCUUUGGACGAUCGGCGGUAGUACUGCCGGGGCAGUAUUCCUCUAUGUGAUUGCUAUUUCAUGGUGUAAACACAAGGGAUUGUUAGGGUAGUUUGGGAUAAAUCCGUAUGCCUUCCUAAAGCAUGAGGUAAAGGGUUUAUUUAAGAUUUAGAGUUUAGGGUUUAAAUGAAAUAAGCUAUGAAUAAAAUUGGAUCAUUUGGUCGUAAAGAUG
Molecule: messenger RNA, 1648 nt
Organism: Hibiscus syriacus
Lineage: Eukaryota; Viridiplantae; Streptophyta; Magnoliopsida; Malvales; Malvaceae
Product: magnesium transporter MRS2-3-like
Exons: 6
Coding region: 86-1528 (480 amino acids)
Biological process (GO): magnesium ion transport; transmembrane transport
Cellular component (GO): membrane
Molecular function (GO): magnesium ion transmembrane transporter activity
Source: RefSeq, a predicted model, not a curated record